Cladophialophora psammophila CBS 110553 is the source of this 738-nucleotide messenger RNA. RefSeq lists its product as uncharacterized. NCBI's taxonomy places the organism in Eukaryota, Fungi, Ascomycota, Eurotiomycetes, Chaetothyriales, Herpotrichiellaceae. The coding region runs from base 1 to 738 and encodes 245 amino acids. The record is from RefSeq and is a predicted model, not a curated record. The transcript has a single exon.
AUGGCUGUGGUAGUCCCCAAACCAGUUGUCCUUCUGUUGGGAGCUGGGUCUAAUAUUGGUGACGCUGUCGUCAGGUACUUCUCAGCAAACAAAUUCCGUGUCGCAGCAGUGUCGAGAAGCAUGGAAGAGGGCGUCGAUUCUGGAGGCGUCCUGAACAUUACUGCCGACCUCGGCAAUCCGGACGCAGUCCCAACCAUCUUCACCAAAGUCGAGGCCCACUGGGACGUACCGACCGUCGUCAUCUACAAUGCUGCUUCACGCACGCUUCAGCUACCAAAUGACCCAAUGUCUACUUUUUCUAUCACACAGUAUCAACAUGAUCACAACGUUAAUGUUGCCAGCGCUCUCGUCGCAUGCCUUUUCGCAGUUAAAGGCUUCGCUAGACUGCCUCCGUCAACGCUGAAGACAUUCUUCUACACUGGCAACAAACUACACGUCAUGUCGUCGCCCCAAGCGUUGACGUUCGGGAUGGACAAAGCAGCAAUGGCUCAUUGUAUCUGGGAUUGCGUCGUCGCCUAUCACGAAGCAGGAUACAAAUUUUACUGUACAGAUGAGCGAUUGAGUGACGGGAGACCGGCACGCGAACUCAUGAGUGGCGAGGCCAGAGCUAAGGCUAUGCUUGCGCUCGUUGAAGAACCGGCUCAGCAGCCGUGGUGUUAUACUCUUGUCAAAGGGAAAGGAUACGUCAAUUUCGAGGACUUGGAUAAAGGUGCAGCGCGGAAUGUUGACGCGGAAUGA